AUGAAGUUCUCUUUUCCUUGCUCAAAGUGUUUAUCUGCUCGGGCAGGAAUCGUCGAUGAUAGUAACUUACCUGGUCUGCAGUUUCUUAAAAAUGUCCACGCCUUCUCGUACAGAGAAUUGAAAGUCGCCACCAACGGAUUUCAUCCCUCGAAUAAACUUGGUGACGGCGGAUUUGGCACUGUGUAUAAGGGAAAAUUAAAUGACGGAAGAGAUGUGGCCGUGAAAGUACUUUCAGUAGAAUCAAGACAGGGUGACAGGGAAUUCAUGGCUGAGCUAUCAUCGGUCUCCAACAUUCGUCACGAAAAUUUGGUGAAGUUGCACGGUGGUUGCAUCGAAGGACAUCGUAGAAUUCUUGUUUACGAAUACAUGGAACAAAACAGCCUCGCUCGCAUCUUGCUAGGUGAUGACAAAAUCAGAUCAAAAUUAAAUUGGAGAGUGCGAAAAGAAAUGUGCAUAGGAAUUGCAAGGGGACUUUUUCAUAUUCAUGAAGAGGUUAAACCGCACAUCGUACACAGAGACAUCAAGACAAGCAACAUACUUUUGGAGAAGAACUUUCAUCCACGAAUUUCCGAUUUCGGGUUAUCGAAGCUCUUUCCAGAACACGUUUCUCACAUCACCACACGAGUGGCCGGAACAUUAGGCUAUCUUGCUCCGGAAUAUGCCGUCACUGGUCAUCUAACACGGAAGUCAGACGUGUACAGUUUCGGAGUGUUGAUUUUACAGAUAGUUAGUGGACGAUCGGCACUUGACUUCGAUCUGGAACUUGGAGAACACUAUCUUGUCCAAAAGGCAUGGCAAAUGCACAGGGAGAACAGGCUCGCAGAUAUAGUGGACUCGACACUGGAGCAUGAUGUCAACUUUACAGAGAAGGAAGCUAUCCAUUUCCUAAAGGUGGGUCUACUCUGUGUCCAAGAGAAAUGCAACCUCAGGCCAACAAUGUCAGCAGCCAUUCAAAUUAUGAUGAUCGAUCAGCAGGACGAGAUCAAAGUGAAUGAUUUCAACAACGUGGAAAUUAGGCAGCCAGGAGUGAUCACCAAUAAUAUGGACUUGAAAAUAGCUCAGAGCAAGAAUGAAAGCAGCUCAAAAUCAAGCAUCAACAGCAUGCAAAGCCCACAAGUGUGCCCUUUUAAAUCUAGAAUGUCUAAAUAA
This is a messenger RNA of Argentina anserina (silverweed cinquefoil), 1149 nucleotides long. Its product is annotated as putative serine/threonine-protein kinase. NCBI's taxonomy places the organism in Eukaryota, Viridiplantae, Streptophyta, Magnoliopsida, Rosales, Rosaceae. The record is from RefSeq and is a predicted model, not a curated record. Gene Ontology annotation, biological process: protein phosphorylation. Bases 1 to 1149 code for a protein of 382 amino acids. Gene Ontology annotation, molecular function: protein serine/threonine kinase activity; ATP binding. The transcript is spliced from 6 exons.